This is a messenger RNA of Vespula pensylvanica (western yellowjacket), 1020 nucleotides long. Its product is annotated as glutamate receptor ionotropic, delta-1-like. The coding region runs from base 1 to 1020 and encodes 339 amino acids. The transcript has 5 exons. The record is from RefSeq and is a predicted model, not a curated record. Gene Ontology annotation, molecular function: glutamate-gated receptor activity. Gene Ontology annotation, cellular component: membrane. NCBI's taxonomy places the organism in Eukaryota, Metazoa, Arthropoda, Insecta, Hymenoptera, Vespidae.
AUGUCUUAUGGUGUUUGGCUAGUGUUAUUCAUUUACAAGGGACAUGGCUCCAAUUAUUGUCACAGUCCACCAAGUAAUAUAUUUCAUUUAAGAUUCAACUCGAAAAUGUUAGUCAGCUGCGGUAUGGAAAAUAUUUUACGAGAAUGGUAUUCGAUUGAUACGAAUCAAACCGAAAUCAACGAUUUAGCAACGUGGAGCUUAGAGAAAGGAAUAAUUAAAAUUGCCCCAAAUUCUCUUUACGAGAGAAGACGUAAUUUGCAAGGUUUGAUAAUGAGAGCUGUUACAGUCAAGGAUUCAUCGUUCAUAAACGUAAACGAGGAUGACGAAUUAGAUGGGAUAUUUGGUAGAAUAUUGACAGAACUUUGUUUGACUCUUAAUUUUAGUUUAAACAUUGUCUCGGAAGUAGAAGAAUAUGGAAGUUGGAAUGCAAAAGAAAAAACUUGGUCCGGAGCAGUGGGAGAAUUAUAUGCUGAACGUGCUGACAUUUCUAUUUCAGAUUUUUCUAUUACCAGUGCCAGAUUGAAUGCUGUAGACUUCACGCUUCCUCUUUUGCUUACAAAAAAAUGUCUUUACAUUCGCGAACCACAAAUAUUUGCGAUUAAAUGGUCAUCUUUUUUUCUAGCAUUCUCCCAUUCUAUUUGGAUUGCUAUAUUGGUGAUAUUAAUUGUUGGAUCGAUUUUACUAGUUCUUUUGAAAAUAAAGAAUAAAACGGAUCGUAAUAUAGGACAUUUGUUGUCUGACAAUUUUCUGGAAAUUUGGGGUAUAUUUUGUCAACAGGGACUGGCAGAUUUUCCUGAUAGAUCUUCGUUAAGAAUAGCAUAUUUCUCUAUGAUUCUUUUGGCUGUCGUAUUAUCGGCUGCCUAUUCUGCGGCUUUGAUAAGCUUUUUAACAUCUGGUACGACUGUAUUACCUUUUCGUUCGUUAAAGGGUUUUGUUGAAGACGGUACUUAUCAAUUAUCUGUUUUUCGUGGUUCUGCGGAUUAUGAUAUGUUUGCAGUGAUAUUCGCAACAUCCGUUUGA